Tarenaya hassleriana is the source of this 2295-nucleotide messenger RNA. RefSeq names its product girdin. NCBI's taxonomy places the organism in Eukaryota, Viridiplantae, Streptophyta, Magnoliopsida, Brassicales, Cleomaceae. The record is from RefSeq and is a predicted model, not a curated record. The transcript has 4 exons. Bases 106 to 2136 code for a protein of 676 amino acids.
CAAUGCGAAUAAUUUCAUCUUAAUUACAUAUUCUCUUCAUCUUUAUAUUCACUGUAAAAACGAUUCCCCAAAUUUCACGUGGAUAACUUUUUUCCGGCGACCGUUAUGGGAUGCACACCUUCGAAGCUCGACGGUUUGCCGGCGGUUUCUCUCUGCCGCGACCGCUGCAAAUUCCUCGCCGAAGCUCUCCGCCGCAGCUAUGCCGUCGCCGACGCUCACUCCGCUUAUCUCCACUCUCUCAGUACCGUCGGCGAAGUCCUUCACCGAUUCUUCGACCAAGCCGUCGAUUCUCAGCCGGACGUCGACUUCGGAGCAGGAAUCUCACCGGAUUGUUGUUCUCAGGCGGUGUCGUCUUCGUCGUCGUCUUCGCCGGUUCACUCGCUGAGUAGCUCCGACUCGGAUUCGCCUCCGAAAUUCGAUUCUGAUUCGGAAGGAGAGAGAAGCAGAGGUAGGGGUUGCGAGUUGUUUGGUUCUACGAAAGAGGAAACAGUAAAUUCAGGUCGUGAACAUGAUUUCUUCGCGUCGACGGGUUGCAUGAAGAACGAAGCUGGUCGGUCGGUUUUUUACUCUGGGUAUGGCUCCGAUUCUCACCGGAAUUACGAUUCCGGGACCAGAACGCCGCCACCGCCGCCGGCUACGGAUGGUUACGCUUGGGAUUUCAUCAAUUUCUUCGAGAGCUACGAGUUUCCGUACAGUGUCACUGCGAAGGAUUCGAAGGACAAGGAAGCUACUCGUGAUCAUGAUGAUGGAUCGAUGAAGAAGGUUCAGAAGGAGGAAACUAUUUGCUUAAAUCAGGAAAAAAAUAUAGCAGGAGGCGAGAAAAGCAGCCGGAAAAUCUCAGAGAAGACGAAGAAGAAGGAUGGUUCAGUGAAAAACAUGGAGGGCACAAAGAAAAAUGGUUCCGCCGAAUCAAAAUGUGCAAACCUUAGACCGAAUAUCUCGGUAAUUGCAAAAGAACUACAAGAGCUGUUCAUGAGAGCUUCUGAAGCAGGGGAAGAGGUUUCAAAGAUGUUUGAUACCGCGAAAUUCAGAUACUAUUACAAGAGCUCAUUUUAUCAAGCUUCUUCAAACAUUCUGUAUGCUUUCAGCCCAUCGUUCUUAGGAAUUUCUUCCCCUUCCCCGAGGAAGACAAAUCCGCUUGUUCACAAGAAUCAAAACCCAGUUGAAGACAUUGAAGCUGAUUACAGAACUCUUUCAUCUACUUUGAAGAAGCUCUCCAUGUGGGAGAAGAAACUUUACCAAGAAGUGAAGGAUGAGGAGAAACUCCGCACUGCUCACAUGGAGAACUUCAAACAAUUGAGGAGGAUGGAGGAGAAGGGUACUACUGAUGUGCGAAAACUCGAAGCCACUCGUACUUUGAUUCAGAGUUUGUCCACGAGAUUGAAAGUCUCGAUCCAUAUGAUAGACAAGAUCUGUGUCAUGAUAAACACUUUACGAGAUGAAGAGCUCUGGCCACAGAUGAAAGAAUUGAUUCACAGGCUGUCCAAGAUGUGGAGCUCUAUGUUAGAAUGCCACAGAAGACAAUCUCGCAUAAUCUCAGACACGAGGAAGCUCGAGGCAAUCACAAUAAACGGAAAUCUCGACAUCUCUCAGCUAGAGUUGGCAAUGGAACUGAAAGUCCAGCUAAGUAACUGGAACCAAAGCCUGUCAAACUGGAUCGAAGCUCAGAAACAGUGCAUCAAAGCCCUGAACGGUUGGCUAAUGCGAUGUUUGAUGCAAGAACCUCAAGAACAGACACCAGAUCUGAACGAAGAAGCUCCUCCUGUUUUCGGGGCUAUUAACCGAUGGACACAGACCCUCGAGAGAUCAACGGAGAAGGAAGUUACCGAGGCAGUUUAUGCGCUUUUAACGCUUAUAACCCGUCAAAUGAAGAAACAAAAACUCGAGAUGCAACAGAGGAAUGUUAUGAUCGGCGAUAAGGAUGUCGAGAGGAAACUCAUGACCAUGGAGAAGGAAGAGCAGAAGAUUCAGAGGUACUUUGUCCAAACACUGCAGAGAAGAAUGGAUGUUUCAGCUGCAGAAUCAUCGGUUAGUUCGAAUCUGAAAUCUAACUUGGAACAGAUUUUCAUAUCUAUGGAAAACUUGGCUAAUGGUUCGAAGCAAGCAUAUGAUGAUCUUUACUCAGUUUGUGUGUAAUGAUAGUUUGUUACUUUGUUUUUUGGUUUGUGAAAAAUGUGUAAUUGUGUUUUGUUUCUUUUUGUGUUAUGUAGCUUAAGAGCCUUUGCAUUGUUCUUAUGCUUGAAGUUUUUAUUUAUUUUAGAGUUUAUGAAUAAAUUUAGAAUUUUUCUCCUGAUG